Molecule: messenger RNA, 1183 nt
Organism: Mangifera indica (mango)
Lineage: Eukaryota; Viridiplantae; Streptophyta; Magnoliopsida; Sapindales; Anacardiaceae
Product: transcription factor ICE1-like
Exons: 4
Coding region: 126-848 (240 amino acids)
Biological process (GO): regulation of DNA-templated transcription
Cellular component (GO): nucleus
Molecular function (GO): sequence-specific DNA binding; DNA-binding transcription factor activity; protein dimerization activity
Source: RefSeq, a predicted model, not a curated record
UUUCUACUUGGCAAAUGCCUAUUUAUUUAGUUAGAAUCCUAGCCAUAUUGGUGACGCAGAACCCGUUUUUGUUCACAUCCAACACUGUUUGAGAAGCGAGCUUAGAAAUUUUUGGAGGGAAUUUGAUGGAGAGUAAGAGUAUGAAUAGUGAGGAUGCCAGUAUGGACAAUUCGGGUUUGGACUACGAGUCUGAUGAGGAUAAUAUUAGGGUUGAGGAGAACGAGCAAAAUUGGAAUGGAAAUAGCAAUGUGAGUGGUGGGGAUAAUAAAGGGAAAAAGGAGGGCUUGCCUGCAAGGAGUUUGAUGGCUGAGCGGAGGAGAAGGAAGAAGCUUAAUGAUAGGCUUUACAUGCUCAGGUCUAUUGUACCCAAGAUCAGCAAGUUGGACAAAGCUUCAACACUUAGAGAUGCCACUGAUUACUUGAAAAAGCUUCUCCAGAGGAUCAGUGAUCUCCAUAAUGAAUUAGAGUCAAGCCCAUCUGGUUCUUUCAAGUUGCCUUCUACCGGCAUUCAGCCUAUGACUUCUACUCCGCCUACUCUUCCCUCCCGUGUCGAGGAAGAGCUAUGCCCGAGUCCUAAAGGCGAACUCGCAAGGGUGGAGGUUAUGGAAGGGGAAGGAAAGGCAGUCAGCAUCCACAUGUUUUGUGGCUGCAAACCAGGUCUUUUAUUCUCCACCAUGAGAGCUCUAGAUAACCUUGGUUUGGACAUUCAACAGGCUGUCAUUAGCUGUUUCAAUGGGUUUGCACUGGAUGUCUUCCAAGCUGAGCAAUGGGGGGAAGGCCAGGAUGUGUUGCCCAAGCAAAUCAAGUCAGUACUCCUGGAUACGGCUGGUUUCCCUGAAAUGAUGUAACUCUUCUAUACAAGUGAAGGAACUAACCGUAGUUCUAUGCCUCAAGUUGUUAGUAAAUGCUAUUCACUUUUCAUUUUCACUCCUAGAGGUACAUUAUGAACAAGACCAAAUUGAUGCAGUUGGAAGAGAUGGGUAGGUUGGUUAAUCAUCUUUGGUGGGUUGUGUUUUGUGAACGCGCAGAAAGUUGUUUUGGAAUUUCAGUUUUUAGGAUAAAAUUUCUGUUUUAGCAUUUUAAUUAGCAUGAACAAUGGUUAAUUGUUUUUUCUUGUCAAUGUCUGCAUUUUCUGCAACUCUUUUUCCCUGCUAAUAUCAUAAUUUUCUAGCAAAUUAUCAAC